AGGGAUGGGGAGCGGGCCGCCCGGGCUGCAGCAGCACCGGCGCGGGGCGUAGGCGGGUCGAGCGGGCGAGAGCAGGCGCUCGGGCGAGAAGUGUGCGGCGCAGGAGCACUUUGCGAUAGGAUGAGGCUCCGGGCUGGCGCGCGGUAGUACUAUGAUUUGGUAUGUGGCCACUUUGAUAGCAAGUGUGAUCAGCACCCGAGGUCUCGCGGCUCAAGCUGCCCACGGCCUGCGAGAGGAGCCCGAGUUUGUGACGGCGCGAGCUGGCGAGGCCGUGGUUCUGCGAUGCGACGUGAUCCACCCGGUGACUGGGCAGCCCCCGCCCUAUGUUGUGGAGUGGUUCAAGUUUGGGGUGCCCAUCCCUAUCUUCAUCAAGUUCGGCUACUACCCACCCCACGUGGACCCUGAGUAUGCAGGCCGAGCGAGUCUUCACGACAAAGCUUCGCUGCGGCUGGAGCAGGUUCGCUCUGAGGACCAGGGCUGGUACGAGUGCAAAGUGCUCAUGCUGGACCAGCAGUAUGAUACCUUCCACAACGGCAGCUGGGUGCACCUCACCAUCAACGCUCCCCCCACCUUUACAGAAACACCCCCCCAGUACAUUGAGGCCAAGGAGGGGGGCAGUGUCACCAUGACCUGCACAGCUUUUGGGAACCCCAAGCCGAUUGUCACCUGGCUCAAGGAGGGGACACUCCUAGGUGCUAGUGGGAAAUACCAGGUGAGUGAUGGGAGCCUGACGGUGACAUCGGUCAGUCGGGAGGACAGAGGUGCCUACACCUGUCGCGCAUACAGCAUCCAGGGAGAGGCAGUCCACACCACCCACCUGCUUGUGCAAGGGCCUCCCUUCAUAGUGUCCCCUCCUGAGAACAUCACUGUCAACAUAUCCCAGGAUGCUCUGCUUACCUGCCGGGCGGAGGCGUAUCCCGGCAACCUCACUUACACCUGGUACUGGCAGGACGAGAAUGUCUACUUUCAGAAUGACCUGAAGCUGAGAGUGCGGAUCCUGAUCGACGGCACCCUGAUCAUCUUCCGGGUGAAGCCCGAGGACGCAGGGAAGUACACCUGCGUCCCUAGCAACAGCCUGGGGCGCUCCCCCUCGGCCUCCGCCUACCUGACUGUGCAGUACCCAGCCCGUGUCCUCAACAUGCCCCCCGUGAUCUACGUGCCCGUGGGAAUUCAUGGCUACAUCCGCUGCCCCGUGGACGCAGAGCCGCCGGCCACCGUGGUCAAGUGGAACAAGGACGGCCGCCCCCUGCAGGUCGAGAAGAAUCUCGGUUGGACCCUGAUGGAGGACGGCUCCAUCCGCAUUGAGGAAGCCACAGAAGAGGCCCUGGGCACGUACACCUGUGUGCCUUACAACACCUUGGGGACCAUGGGCCAGUCUGCUCCCGCACGGCUUGUCCUGAAGGACCCCCCGUACUUCACGGUGCUACCAGGCUGGGAGUACAGGCAGGAGGCCGGCCGGGAGCUCCUGAUCCCCUGUGCUGCUGCGGGGGACCCCUUCCCUGUCAUCACCUGGAGAAAGGUAGGGAAGCCCAGCAGAAGCAAGCACAGCGCCCUGCCCAGCGGGAGCCUCCAGUUCCGAGCCCUGAGCAAGGAGGACCACGGCGAGUGGGAGUGCAUCGCCACCAACGUGGUCACCAGCAUCACUGCCAGUACCCACCUGACCGUCAUCGGCACCAGCCCCCACGCCCCAGGCGGAGUCCGGGUCCAGGUCUCCAUGACAACUGCCAACGUGUCCUGGGAGCCCGGCUACGAUGGAGGAUUCGAGCAGACAUUCUCAGUUUGGAUGAAGCGGGCGCAGUUUGGACCCCAUGACUGGCUGUCUCUGCCAGUGCCCCCGGGGCCCAACUGGCUGCUCGUGGACGCCCUGGAGCCCGAGACAGCGUACCAGUUCAGCGUCCUGGCCCAGAACAGGCUGGGGACGAGCGCCUUCAGCGAGGUGGUCACUGUGAACACUUUAGCAUUCCCCAUCACAACCCCAGAACCCCUGGUGCUGGUUACCCCACCGCGGUGCCUCACAGCCAAUCGGACCCAGCAGGGUGUGCUGCUGUCCUGGCUCCCACCUGCCAACCACAGCUUCCCCAUCGACCGCUACGUCAUGGAGUUCCGUGUCGGAGAGCGCUGGGAGAUGCUAGACGAUGCCAUCCCAGGCACCGACGGAGACUUCUUCGCCAAGGAUCUGUCACAGGACACCUGGUAUGAGUUCCGGGUUUUGGCCGUCAUGCAGGACCUGGUCAGCGAGCCCAGCAACAUCGCCGGCGUCUCCAGCACAGACAUCUUCCCCCAGCCGGACCUGACGGACGAUGGCCUGGCGCGGCCGGUCCUGGCUGGCAUCGUAGCCACCAUCUGCUUCCUGGCGGCUGCCAUCCUCUUCAGCACCCUGGCCGCCUGCUUUGUCAACAAGCAGCGCAAGCGUAAGCUCAAGCGCAAAAAAGACCCUCCGCUCUCCAUCACCCACUGCAGGAAGAGCCUGGAGUCCCCCCUGUCCUCGGGCAAGGUGAGCCCAGAGAGCAUCCGGACGCUCCGGGCCCCCUCCGAGUCCUCUGACGACCAGGGCCAGCCCGCAGCCAAGAGAAUGCUGAGCCCCAGCCGGGAGAAGGAGCUGUCCUUGUACAAGAAGACCAAGAGGGCCAUCAGCAGCAAGAAGUACAGCGUGGCCAAGGCGGAGGCCGAGGCCGAGGCCACGACGCCCAUCGAGCUCAUCAGCAGAGGCCCCGACGGCCGCUUUGUGAUGGGGCCCUCCGAGGUGGAGCCCGCGGUGAAGGGCAGGCGCAUCGAGGGCUUUCCCUUUGCGGAGGAGACGGACAUGUACCCCGAGUUCCGCCAGUCUGACGAGGAGAAUGAGGACCCCCUGAUGCCCACCUCGGUGGCUGCCCUGAAGUCCCAGCUGACCCCUCUGUCGUCCAGCCAGGAGUCCUACCUGCCUCCACCAGCAUACAGCCCCCGGUUCCAGCCCCGCGGGCUGGAGGGCCCCGGCGGCCUGGAGGGGCGGCUCCAGGCGACAGGCCAGGCCCGGCCGCCCGCCCCCCGGCCCUUCCACCACGGCCAGUACUACGGGUACCUGAGCAGCAGCAGCCCUGGGGAGGUGGAGCCGCCGCCGUUCUACAUGCCGGAAGUGGGCAGCCCCCUGAGCUCGGUCAUGUCCUCCCCGCCCCUGCACACGGAGGGGCCCUUCGGCCACCCCACCAUCCCCGAGGAGAACGGAGAGAACGCGUCCAACAGCACGCUGCCCUUGACUCAGACCCCCACGGGCGGGCGCUCCCCGGAGCCCUGGGGGCGACCGGAGUUCCCCUUCGGGGGCCUGGAAACCCCGGCCAUGAUGUUCCCCCACCAGCUGCACCCCUGUGAUGUGGCCGAGAGUCUGCAGCCCAAGGCGUGCCUCCCCCGAGGACUGCCCCCCACCUCCCUCCAGGUGCCCUCGGCCUACCCGGGCAUCCUGUCGCUGGAGGCGCCGAAGGGCUGGGCCGGCAAGUCACCGGGCAGGGGCCCCGUCCCAGUGCCCCCCGCCGCCAAGUGGCAGGACAGACCCGUGCAGCCGCUGGUGAGCCAAGGGCAGCUAAGACAUACCAGCCAAGGUAUGGGCAUCCCCGUGCUGCCUUACCCCGAGCCGGCCGAGCCGGGGGGACACGGUGGCCCCAGCACAUUCGGCCUGGACACCCGGUGGUACCAGCCCCAGCCCCGGCCCCGGCCCAGCCCCCGGCAGGCCAGGCGCGCUGAGCCCAGUUUACAUCAAGUGGUGCUACAGCCCUCCCGGCUCUCGCCUCUGACCCAAAGCCCCCUCAGCUCCCGCACCGGCUCCCCGGAGCUGGCCGCCCGGGCCCGGCCUCGCCCCGGCCUCCUGCAGCAGGCCGAGAUGUCCGAGAUCGCCCUCCAGCCGCCGGCCGCCGUCAGCUUCUCCUGCAAGUCCACGCCGUCCACGGGCUCCCCGUCCCAGAGCAGCCGCAGCGGGAGCCCCAGCUACCGGCCCGCCGUGGGCUUCACCACUCUGGCCACGGGCUACCCCUCCCCUCCUCUGGGCCCCGCGGGGCCUGCGGACAACUUGGAUGUGUUUGGACAGACGCCUUCCCCUCGAAGGAUGGGGGAGGAGCUGCUCAGACCAGAGCCCCCCCCACCACAGUUACCUACUUCAGGGACACAUCCACCCGCCCCCGGGAACGCCGCUGCACCUGAGAGGCUGGAGGCUCUGAAGUACCAACGGAUAAAGAAGCCCAAAAAGUCAUCCAAGGGCUCUUCGAAGUCAAAGAAACGAUCCGACGGUCCUGCCUCCCAGGCUCAGCAGCUUCCAAACUCUCAGGUCCUGUGGCCCGACGAAGCUGUCUGCCUCCGGAAGAAGAAGAGACACGCUCGGCCGGACCCCUUUGCCCGCCUCUCAGACUUGUGCCAUCGCCAGCUUCCGGAAGACCAGACGGCCAUCCUCAACAGCGUGGACCACGACGACCCCGGCCAUGCCACUCUGCUGUGACGACACAACUCUGAAGUGCUCCCGGAGUGAGAGCGCGGGCCGAGGGCCGGGGCGGGGUGCGCCGUGCUGGGUGCCGGGGCCUCGGCUCCCUCCCCCACCACCACCACCAAUGGCCUGGCCGGUACUUCUGCUCACACCUCUGUUCUGCUUCCGCCCCUUCAUCUCUGGGCAGAGCGGCGUCUCCUCCACACCUGGCCCGCUGGCCUCGUCUUUAGGACAUGGGACCGGGCAGACCCUCCGGUGGUGGGUGGAGGUCAGGACGUGGACUGGGGACAGGGCGGGAUGCCUGCUUCCGCCCACCGCUCCCCUCUUCCUGCCGUGGGUUUUUCUCACUUCUUCAAAGAUCUUUGCAAGUGAGGAGGCAAGCGGUGGCUUGUACUGCUCUCAGCUUCUGCUUCGGCUUUUUAAGUCCCCCAAGCGCUGCAUAUAUAUAGAUAUAGGUGCAAAUCAUAGGUUCGUAGUGUGUGGGCUUCUCUAUGUGUAUAUAGAUGUACAUUGAAGCAAAGUGCUGUUUAUUUCUGUGGUCAGUGAAAGAGGCGGAAGCUCAGUAGUUGGACCGCGGAGAGCUGGGUGGGUGUCCUGACGCCCGUCUCGGGGAUUUUUUCUUCCUGAAACAGGAGUCACGCCUUCUCAGCCGAUCUCACCAUUGGACUCUCCACCAUCUCCCACCCAGAGCGGAAAUGGGGGCUUGCCGUUGAUUUCCAGCUGCCUGCUUUGGGGGUUCGGCAACGCGUUGCCCCAGAACUAAACACAAGCCUGUAUUUCUUGGUUCCUGGGUGAAGAAAGGGGGGCAGGCAAAGGGCCGGACUGGCAUCUUCCUUCCACGCUUGGGUUCAGAAUGGAAGCUUCUUAGCGGCAGGGCCGAGAAGCAGGCCUGCACCAGCUCGCGCGCUCACCCAUCAGCCCCUUCAGGUCCAGCCCGGGCCGGCGGGAGCCUUGGGGCCAAAGGGCCUCCGUUCUGGAGCCGCCUGCGCUGCACACCUCGCUGCCGCUGCUCUAUUCAUAGCCCGCCUCCUGCUCGGCGCCCUCGGAGCGCGGAUCCAAAGCCGCUGACUGGGUUCUUCCUUUCCUUUUGUGGGAGCUAAUUUCCCAGAUUGAUUAAUUGCCACUUGCGGGGAGCCCGCCGGCGGCUCCUCUCCCUGCUCUCCACGUGCUGCCUGCAGACUCUGCUCUGCCCGGGCCCCCUCCACCCUGUGGGCCCGGUGUGGGCGGAACGGGGUCAGAUGAAUCUAGGAUGUCUGGGGGUUCUGGGGGUGCUCUGGACCCCCUCUCUUCCCCUGGUUCCAUUUAAGUGGAACUGGCUGAGGCAUGGAAUGAAGGUGGAGGGGGCGCUCUGCCCAAAUCUUGUCCUAGUUCAAACUGUUAGCACCAGACGCUUCUGCGAGGUCAUCUUAAAAUACCUGAAGAUGCACCUCUCUCUCUCUCUCUCUCUCUCUCUCUCUCGUCAGAUGAUGGCACUGUCCAGGCACAGGACAGAGUCCGAGGGGGCGGGCGUGUCUGGUUUCUCUUUUCUCCUCCUGUGCAGGAGCCGCCCUGCUAGCUGCCGGGGUCCAGGUGGCUGUCGGGUUCCUUGAAGUCUUUCCUUCUUGGUGCUGCUGUCCUGGUGGGUUUGGGGACAUCUACCUCUCCUCAGUCACCUGCUCACACAUCGGCCAAGUCAAAGCACUGGAGUCAGCCCGGCCCCGUGACCGAGGCCGGUGGGGCCUCCGAGAGCAGGAAGCCGCUCCUGCUGGGCGCUUCCCUCUCAGGGCUGGGCGCUCUGGCACCCAGACCUGGUGCUUUCCUCCUCUCAGCUGAGCUGCUGCGCGUGGGCACAGUUCCACCACGGGUCUGCCACCCCGGUCGCAGCCACAGUCCGUUUCUCAAUGCAAGAGGUAGAAAGGGGCGGUGUCUGGCCCUUGUCUGUCAACGGCCUCAUCUCUCCGGGGCUGGGCCAGCGCCCUGGGGAGGACCCUGGACCUUUCGGCUGAUGUUACACAUCUCUGGACAUCCAACUCCACUUUCCCACCGGCCCGCGGCCCCAGCUAACGGGAGCCGGGGUGGUGGCGGUCUUCCUUGCAGGGCAGCACUGCCCCUGCCACAAGCCCAUCAGCAAUCACAGACACCUCUGCUGGGCACGGGCCCCGUCUGUGCUCGCCACCUGCAGUUUCUCACGCGGGCCGGGUCCCGCUGCAACGCCGACGUGGGGUGUCAGGGACGUGGGUCUGCGGGAUGAAUUAGGUCAGACUUUCUCAGCCCUGCGUUGGAAUUCUGGGCCCUUCCGGUGACAACAGGAGAAGACGAGGGGGAAGCUUUGCCUUUUUGGGAUGUCGUACAGGACCGAGAGCCAGAGUCUGGGCUGGGGUGCCGCGGGCUAUGGCUGCGCUUUCCAGGGGGACCCCACCACCGUGAGUGUCGCCAGCGCUGACCAAGGUGCUGACUCCUUUUUUUCCUUCCUCUGGCCACGCCCUCACCUCCAGCACAUCAGGCUCAGUGAUGGGAGCAGUGUGUUGCUGGCCAUCGGGUGGCAGCUGUGCGGGGCGAGGGAAGGACACAGGCCACCCUCUCCUCUCCGAGUGGCCGUGGGCUCAUUUCUCCUCCCAAGAGCGCUUCCUUCUGUGACAGUGUCUUUGAGGGCCAGCGGCCUUCCUACCCCCUGGGAGCUGUUUCAGUACCUCCUGCAAGGACUGUGACGGGAAUUGCAAGAAUGCAGCACCUCUGUCCCUGGGGGGAUGGAGGGA
Molecule: messenger RNA, 7179 nt
Organism: Myotis myotis
Lineage: Eukaryota; Metazoa; Chordata; Mammalia; Chiroptera; Vespertilionidae
Gene: IGSF9B
Product: immunoglobulin superfamily member 9B
Exons: 20
Coding region: 152-4459 (1435 amino acids)
Biological process (GO): cell-cell adhesion
Molecular function (GO): protein binding
Source: RefSeq, a predicted model, not a curated record